This is a messenger RNA of Syngnathus typhle (broad-nosed pipefish), 3344 nucleotides long. RefSeq names its product WT1 transcription factor a (gene wt1a). The coding region runs from base 307 to 1635 and encodes 442 amino acids. Gene Ontology annotation, cellular component: nucleus. Gene Ontology annotation, molecular function: DNA-binding transcription factor activity, RNA polymerase II-specific; RNA polymerase II cis-regulatory region sequence-specific DNA binding. Gene Ontology annotation, biological process: regulation of transcription by RNA polymerase II. The record is from RefSeq and is a predicted model, not a curated record. Lineage: Eukaryota; Metazoa; Chordata; Actinopteri; Syngnathiformes; Syngnathidae. The transcript is spliced from 9 exons.
CCUCUGUGCUUCUUGAAUGGACCCAACACUCCUCCACGACAAAGCAAAGACCCCAGCCGGUUGUGUUCUUCUGUUUUUCUUUCCAACGUCGUAAAGUUGACCUCACCGCUGCAUCACCAUGAACUUGAGGAGUUUCCGCAGAGUGUGUGCUAUUUUCAAAAAAACGACGGGCUUCAACUGAGCCAGACUUUGGCUAGACUUUUAUGCAACAAGGUGGAUCUUUGGGUGCGAGAGGGCAGUGAGGCUUUUUAAUCGAUAAGGAAGCAACGUCCAUCAUUUCAUUUAUUUUGUUAAUUUUGGACCACAAUGGGUUCAGAUGUACGUGACCUGAACUCCCUGCUACCUCCCGUUCCAGCCGGGCCCAGUCCAAGCUGUCUAGCAGUCAACACGGCCCCACAGUGGGCUCCCGUCCUGGACUUCCACACUGCCACCUCCCCUUACUCAUCUCUGGGACCCCCUCACACGUCCCUCGGGCCGCACUCGUUCAUCAAGCAGGAGCCCAGCUGGGGGAGCGCGAGCGACCCCCACCACCUGGACUCGGAUCCUCACUGCGGCCUCAGCGCCUUCACCGUCCACUUCUCGGGGCAGUUCACGGGCACGGGGGCCUGUCGAUACGGGGCCGCCUUCGGGGGACCCCCUCCUGCACCGGCCCCCUCCGCCCAGCCACCUUCAGUCGGUGCCCCGCAUCAUCACCAACCCCCCAGCAGGAUGUUUAGCAACCCACCAUACCUGACCAACUGCAUGGACACACAGCCUGCCGCCCGCAACCAGACAGGUUACAGCACAGUCCCGUUCGAUGGCGCCAGCAAUUACGGUCACACUCCAACUCACCCCAGCUCGCAGUUCUCCAACCACUCCUUCAAACAUGAAGACACUCUAAGUCAUCAGAAUUCCAUCGCAGAGCAGCAGUAUCCUAUGCCCCCUUCAAUGUACGGAUGCCACAACCCUUCAGACAGCUGUACCGGCAGUCAGGCUCUGCUGCUGAGGAAUCCUUACAACAGUGGUGAAAAUGUAUAUCAAAUGACCUCUCAGUUGGAGUGUGUGGCUUGGAACCCUGUCAAUACACUGGCAUCCACCAUGAAGAGUCAUGCAGGGGGCUACGACAGUGACCCAAGCGCGCCCAUGGUGUACAGCUGCAGCACACAGUACCGCAUACACACACAUGGCGUCUUCAGAGGAAUACAGGAUGUAAGGCGGGUUCCCAGCAUUGGUCCAGCAAUAGUUCGAUCAGAAAGCAGCGAGAAACGUCCAUUCAUGUGUCCACACCCAGGAUGCAACAAGCGCUACUUUAAGCUGUCUCAUCUGCAGAUGCACGGCCGCAAACACACAGGGGAGAAACCUUACCACUGUGACGUUGCAGAAUGUGGUCGGGGCUUCUCUCGCUCUGACCAGCUCAAAAGACACCAAAGGAGACACACAGGAGUUAAACCCUUCCAAUGCGAGACGUGUCAGAGAAAAUUCUCUCGGUCUGAUCACCUUAAGACACACACCCGGACUCAUACAGGUAAAACAAGCGAGAAGCCGUUCCAUUGCCGUUGGCCAAACUGUCAGAAGAAGUUUGCCCGCAGUGAUGAGUUGGUGAGGCACCACAACAUGCACCAGAGAAACCUCACCAAGCUCCAACUGACCAUCUGAGUCUGCGUUCACUCACUGUGGUAAAACGAUAGCGUCGGACUGAUCGAUUGUUCAUACUUUUGUCUGCCAAAAUCAUUGCAGCAGAAACCGAGGUUGCCCAAGGACAUUUCGUUCUUUCCUUCUUGAAUGUGUGUCCACUCAUGAAAUUCCUGUGCCCAUUCCUUUUGAGGGUUAAAGUAACCCGAGUGCUCUCUGGUGAAGCUUCAAAUUAUUAGCUUCAGCCCUAUCUGAACAUGACUCACUGAGCAAUUAAUCAGAUUUCACAGAAAAACCUUGGGAGUCAUAAAAGCGCACUUUUCACCCGAAUACUCCCCAAGAGCAUUAAAUGUGAUUUAAUGAUUGUGGAAAAAGUUGUACCUCACAGAAAUAAUUUAAACCCGAGCAAGCAGACUUACAUCUAAUCUAAAGGGCCCAGUGUAAUCAUUACAAAAGUAACUCAUCAGCGUCAUCUUACAUUUCGGCAUCCGUUUUUAGGGGGCUGAUUGCUAAUCCAGUUUAUUCAUACUGGACCAACUCUAAUUGAUUGUAAGAUCAAUUCAUUAGAAGUCAGAAUAGAAGCCAUGCAUAAUUUCUUGUACAUUUUUGCAUGGCAAAAUGGUCAGAUAGAAAUUAUGUUGUGGUAAGCAGAGAGUGUAAUUUGUCACAAUAUCAGGAACAAAUCAAAUACAAUAAAGUGUUUGUCAUCACCACUUUUGUAAAUAUCACCUGUUCAACUAUUUAUUUUUAUUUCAUGGAUUGAGUCACUGGAACAUAAGGGAGCUUGCUAUGUGCUCUUACUUUUUUUUUUUCAAUGCUGUAAAAAAAUGUCAAAGGUCAUGUUUGUAAAGGUGAAACAGCUGAAAUGUCGUGAUCAUUUGCAUCUGACUUGGCAGACAGUAAUUUUAGUGUUUUUGUCUGGGUCGCACUGUCAACAAAAAUUGUAGUUAGGUGUUCAGUCAUGUGAUGUAAACUUUUUUUUUAAUUCAACUCUCGUGCGUCAACAUUGCCUUAGUUUUGUGUGUAGGGGUGUAAAUAAUAAUGGACUCGGCCUUUGUUUUACACACUGCAUGUUCUCAAAUGUCUGUUGGGUCACACUGGCUCUGUGACCAGGACAUGGUCAAGAUGUAAAUAAUUUUGCUUUGCCAUGGGAACUGAGUUUUUCAUGAGGAUACAUGUGACUUUUUGGUGGGUGAGGGGGUGGGUUGUCUUUGAAUGUAUCCUGGAACUAUUUUUGUUUCUUCUUUGACAUGUAAUAACAAUUAAGCUGUAAAAAGUAAAUGCCAGUGAAAUAUUAUAACGAUGAGUUCGCUGUAUAAAUGUUUUCUGUUACAUUGUAGCCAUUAUUAUUAUUAUUUAUUCAGGUUUAAGCAAUUUUCUAUUAGCAAUUAUGAAAUGUGCACAAACUAACUGCUGAACAGCUCCGUUGUCACACUCUUUUCAACUUUGCCUAUAAAAUAACAAACCAUAACAUUAGGAUUAUUUUGUCCUAAUUUAAUUGACCCUAACCGCACACUGAUGUAUCAUAUUCCAUCUCUACAAAGAAAAUGCAUUUUGAUUGACCUAUAAGCAUUAUUGUGUCAUGCCCAAAAUUCAUACCUAUGAACAAUUUUAGCGAUAACUGUAUUUAACAAAUGUUUGCAUUGGUGUAGAAAUAUACACGGAAUAGUAGAGCAAUGAAUAUUUUACCCCUUUUACUGUACAAUGGAACAAAUAAACUAAAUAUGGUGUGA